Messenger RNA from Hylaeus volcanicus, 856 nucleotides. Its product is annotated as cuticle protein 67-like. The coding region runs from base 192 to 680 and encodes 162 amino acids. The record is from RefSeq and is a predicted model, not a curated record. The transcript has 4 exons. NCBI's taxonomy places the organism in Eukaryota, Metazoa, Arthropoda, Insecta, Hymenoptera, Colletidae.
AUGCGUGACAAUCCUCUCGAGUUUAGGGGUAUCGAGUACGCUCCAGUUACAUAUACGUGACGCAACGUCGGCUCGCCAUGAACCGUUUAUACAAUAUGCCUGCCUUUGGUCGACGGACACUCGAUACCGAGUAGUUUUCGGGUAAAAAAUAUUUCAACUUGUCCAGGAAGGAUCUACUCCAACUUCUCAUCAUGUUCAGGUUCAUGGUCAUCUGUGGUUGUUUGCUGGCGGUGGCACAGGCUGGCGUGAUCAGCGGAGGUUUGCUCGCAACUGCGCCCGCGGCGUUAGCGGUGCAGUCGGCGGCAGCAGGCCUUCCUCUAUCCGCGGCCACGCUCACGCUACCGACUCUAUCAGCGUCCAGCUCCAACGUUAUUCGGGGUAUCGGUAACUUAGGUGCCAUUUCAGCCUACUCCAAGAGCAUAGUUACGCCAUUCAGUAGCGCCAGGGACGCGGACGUGCGCGUUAACAAUCCUGGAAUCGUGACAGCGACCGCUGUGCCCGCGUCUGUGGUCGCAAAUACUGCUCUUGCAGGUCCAGUGACCGCCGCUCUUGGGCCCACGCUUCUCGCCCCUGGACUGACCACUGCCCUCGCAGCUGGAACUGGAAUCACCACUGGCUUAGCGCCUAUAGGACUUAACGGUUUGGCCUUGAACGGCUUGGGAGCGCUAAAGGUUAUCUAAAGGCCACGCUAGAACGACCAUGGAUCGUUGAAGGUCAGGCGGAAGCUUGAUCCUUCGGCUCUGUCAACUACGCGUUUACGUUCGUGACGACGACGAAUCGUUGUCGCGACGCAAACGAUCUACAUGUCACAAGAUGUAAUAAUCGUAAAUCGAAUAAACGUAAAAUCGUUACGAUA